AUGGAUCUUAUUCAGGUUGAAAUAUGGCUGCUGGAGACACUCUAUGGAAUUACAUUCGAAUCUGAAGCUAUUUUCUUGGCGGCACGUAUUGCAAUUCAUCCCAAAAAUUCAGUCUUGAGUGGAGAAAUUGCGACAUUCUUUUACAUUCUUGAAGAAUCUUGUAAACGGAAAGAUUUGAAUAACAAUGGUUGUUUAGUUUCUGGUUUACACGAUGCUGAGACUGAGAGGACACAAGAUGAUUCUCAGAUUUUGAAUAUUCAUAUUGGUGUUACUGAAAUUGCAGAGAUAGCCAGUGAACUUACUGGGAUACCGGCUUCUUGGUUUGUUAUAAAUAAGCCUGAACAAAGAUACAAGAAACUCAAAGAUUCAAUUAUGAAUUCUCCAUUGGUGCCUAAGAUUGAUGGUAAUUGUUUGGGGAGGCCAUUGGGGUUGUUUCUCUUGGUGGGUUGUAAUGGUGCUGGUAAGUCUGAGCUCGCCGAAGCAAUUGCCAAGGAGCUUUUUGAUGAUGAAGAUAGUUUCUUUAUCCGGAUUGGCAUGGAAGAAUAUACUGAGCCUUAUUCAGUUUCAUGUCUUGUUGAUAAAUUGCUUGACACUCUGAAGACUAAAAAACCAUACAGUGUUGUAGUCUUGGACAAAAUUGACAAGGUUGACUCUUCGGUUAUGGAUACUUUGGUCAGUGUUCUUAUAAACCCUGGAAAUGCUUUUGAUUUCAGACAGGCAUUGAUUAUAUUGACAUGUGAUGUAGAAGAUUUAGAUAUGGAGGAGCUCAGGCUUGGUUCUGUUCUGGGGAAAGAAUAUGAAGAGGCAGCCGCUUUUAUUAAACCUGAGUUACUGGACUUGGUGGAUAAGAUGAUAUUGGUGGAUACACGUUAA
Messenger RNA from Pistacia vera, 873 nucleotides. RefSeq names its product chaperone protein ClpB-like. Gene Ontology annotation, biological process: cellular response to heat. Lineage: Eukaryota; Viridiplantae; Streptophyta; Magnoliopsida; Sapindales; Anacardiaceae. The record is from RefSeq and is a predicted model, not a curated record. Gene Ontology annotation, molecular function: ATP binding; ATP hydrolysis activity. Bases 1 to 873 code for a protein of 290 amino acids. Gene Ontology annotation, cellular component: cytoplasm. The transcript has a single exon.